UGAAGCAGUUUUAAUAAUUACAUAGAUAUAAAUGUUUCAAGUGCUUUGAUAACGAACGUUAAUACGUAUUCCACGAAGCGCUCAUCGCAAAACUUAAACAAAACAAAACUCUCGACUGAAACUAAUUAUUUGCAUAUCGGCUACUUGUUCACCCAGGUAGCUUUUUUGUGACAUAAUUGGAUGAUUAUUUAAAGGGAGAAAACAAAAUGAGUGAAGAUAAAAAGGAAGUGAAAAGGUUGUCACCAGACAGGUUAAAGCUGUUUAACAAAACCGACGCAACGGGUGCUGCACCUGUGAGUCCAAGAGUCCAUAUUGCAAAAACCAACCAAGAAAAAGCAACGCCUGUGUCACCAACGAAGCCGGUGAAUAUGCAUUUGUUAAAAGAGACGCCGUUGCCCGAUAACCCGAUUUUCCAUGCUCCAAUGGUGUUAAUAUCCAGUGUCAAUGGUGUAACAACUUGCGACCAAUCAACAUUGUCCAAACUGAGAGAAAUUCAGCAACCGUUGAACAUUGUUUCUAUCGUUGGCACUCUAAGAACUGGAAAAUCAUUCCUCUUGAAUAAACUAGCAACAUACGGUGCAGUGAGUAAAGAAGCAUGCUUUGAGAUCGGACACACCACAGAUGCUGUAACAAAAGGGAUAUGGGUUAUGUGUCGACCUCAUCCUACCCAGGAAAAUCAAGUUCUUGUCUUACUGGAUACAGAGGGGAUAGAUGACCCAGACAAGGUUGAUAUAGAAGACGACAAAAAUCUGUUCAUACUUGCCACGCUUUUGUCUAACACAUUAGUAUACAACACACGAGGAAACUUCGAUAAAACCACCAUUGAUAAAUUUAAGUAUCCUUUCUACUUAAUAUAAUGAUGCUUUUAAAAGAAAUCUAUAAUUGGUGCAUAUAUACGAUUGUGUUUAUAUAUUUUUGCAUAAAUGCACUUUAAUAUCUUUUUUUUUAACUUAGCAUUAUGAUUGAUAGAUUCGAUUA
This is a messenger RNA of Ruditapes philippinarum (Manila clam), 978 nucleotides long. Its product is annotated as guanylate-binding protein 5-like. The record is from RefSeq and is a predicted model, not a curated record. Gene Ontology annotation, molecular function: GTP binding; GTPase activity. NCBI's taxonomy places the organism in Eukaryota, Metazoa, Mollusca, Bivalvia, Venerida, Veneridae. The transcript has 7 exons. The coding region runs from base 207 to 857 and encodes 216 amino acids.